UCUAGAGCUGUGCACAGGUCUGUCCCGUCUCUCUUCUUACUUGGGGAAGGCGGGACCGUAUUAGCCGGGCAGGGCGUUCUUUCUGCGGUCAGAGACAGCGUAGACGUCCUAGGGGUGGGUCUCUUUUGGCAAAGGAAAACCCACCUUUUUCAUUGUUUGGAUCUCGAAGGAAUGUGAUGGUUUGAUCUUGCGGCGCAAAGGAGGGGGGUGAGAGAAGGAACUAGCGAAGAUCCUGCUGAGAACUGCUCUGUUCAAACCUCAAAAGUCAAACGCGACUGAGUAGUUUUCCAUUUCAGAGCGCUACCUCCCGGACGCUGACUCGGCCCGAAGACUUGUUCAUAAAAUUGUUGGGAUUUGUCAACACUCUCCUGUGUGCUCAAGAACACGAAAGAAGAUAUUCUUAAGAACGUUGGUUGCCAAACAACAUUGGGGCCCCAUUGACUUCCACUGUAUGAACACAAAACCACAAUUUGAGACAUUUCUCCAAAUAGUAGUCAUAUGCAAGGUUUAAACGACAUGAGGGUCAAAACUCACUUGGAUCACCAGUGAAAGUGGAGACAAAGGGAGAAUUGUACAUACAGGGACCCGAACUUCAAGCCUGUUUUUCAUUGUUUCUCUUUAGAAUCCCCAAAUUACUUGGAAAUACCACCAUACAAAUGUGUACCACUCCAUCAAACAACCAUAAAGACCUCACAGUAGAUUAGUAUCAGAUAUAAAAAUGACAGAAACAACAAAUCGCCACCUAAAACACAAAUUGCAGAGCUUUGGGCGACGUCUGGAUGAGCUUGAGGAGGCCAAAAGCAAAUUGCAGAAAGCUGAAGAUGAACUUCUUGACAUUCAGGACAAAAUCAUUCAGGCUGAGGGGAGUAAUUCCUCACUUCUCUCUGAUGUGGAGGCAAUGCGGAAGAGACUGCUCAAAAUUGAAGGCAAAGAUGAGGAAGUGAGGAAAGCUGAAGAUCUCUGCCGUGACGUUAGGGAAAAACUAGAUCAGGCGGAGAAACUAACCAAGGAGCUUAAGGUGGAGAUUGAGCGACUUCAGCGCCGAAUGUCUGAAGUUGAGAAACUUGAAGAGGCGUUUGGUAAAAGCAAGUCAGACUGUACCCAGUUGUGCCUUAGUCUUAACGAGGAGAAAAACUUGACCAAAAAGCUCUCCUCGGAGCUCGAGUCCUUGAAGGCUCGCGUAAAGGAAAUUGAUUCUUCUGAAGCUCGACUGGACAGGGCUGAAAAAUCUCUUACCGCAGAAAUGGAGAAACUAAAGAGUCUCACUCAGACAUUUGUCAGUGAACGCAAAAGACUUGUGGAAAGGCAGAGAGAGGAUGAGAAAAUCAUUCUUAAACUGAAUGAGAAACUUGAGCUUCAGAAAAAUAAACUAGGCACAGCAGAUCACGGCCAAUUUGAUUCCAAAGACCUUCGAAUUGAAGAUGAGUUCUCAACAGGACUUACCUGCAAACUCGCUAGGAAGAAGAGUUUAGAAUACUUAAAGCAUUCUGAUGACUCAGAUUUGAGGAAUAAGUCAGAGAAUGAGAAAAAUAGCUUAGAGGGGCAGGAAGAUAAUAAAGUUAAGGAUCUCAGCCAAGAAGUGGAAAGGCUUAAGAAUCGUUUGAAACAGUUGGAAUUAGUGGAGGAGGAUUUGAAGAACAUGGAAUCCAAGAAUGUUGAGCUGAUAGAAAAGUACCAGCAGGAAAGGAGUCAGAAUCAAACACUCCAUGACCAGGUUGAGCAGAUGAAAAUGCAGCUUGCUGGUUACAGUAAUGGUAAUGGGAACACACAAAUUACCAGCACCACAAAGGUCCUGGAAAAUGGUAAGGCUGAAAAUGAGGAAAUCAACGUACGAAGAGGCAUCCGACAGGAAAAGCCGAAAUUAUUGAACAGGAGUCCUGCUGCUGAACCAGUCAAGUACAAAAGCAGAGAUGCAUCUCCUCAGCAGAGAAAAGAAACCAAGCUGAGGAAUAAAGACCAUUGUCACACCCCAGAGAGCUCCCCAAAGACUGUACGAAGGGCUGCUAGUCCAGCACAUAAUGUCAGGAAAGCUUUGAGGACUGGUGCUUCCGGUUCUCCUUCUGACAAUGGGACAAAAGAUGCAAAGAAAGAUGAAAAACUUGGAAAUGCUACACAGUCAUCUUUGAACACACUCAGCGAGAGCAAGAAAGUCUCAGUCCUUAGUCGCUAUCCUCCAGCUGCUAAUGACCAAAAGUCUUGGAAGCCCACAGCCAAGCAAAAUGACAGUGAAAGCAAAAAGAGCCAAACUGAGAAAUUUUCCAGGUACCCUGGAAGUGAUAGUGAAUCCAGCAGUUCUGAUGCGGCCCAUUUAAUAUCAGCCAGGGCUUCAAGCAUUGUGUCACCUGACAAAGGAUUAACUGAUCAAGAGAGUUUAGAUAACUCACAGGAUCUUUCUGGCAUGUUGAGUCUGUCCAAGGCAAAUGGAUCGUAUGCCUACAGAUCCCAUGUAUAUUCAUCUGUUCUGAGUGAUCAUGGUUCAGAUGGUCACUCCUCAGCUUCAGAAACCGAAUCCACUGGCUCUAGGAGAUCAGUAGGUGAGCAAAGUGACACUAUAACGUCAAGUACAAGUGUAAGAACAUCAUCAGUUUACCCUAGAUACUCACGUCGGCAAGAUUCUCGCUCAGAUGGCACCUCAAAGGGCUCCUUCAAUGAGGACCAACCCAAGCCUCAUUCGGCAGAAGGGGAAACUCAGGAGACUAUGCAGACCACUCCAGGUAUUGAAAUCAGGAGGGUCUGCAGCCCGCGUGAAGCUCUCCGUUCAAAAGCUAUUAUCAAGCAAGCCAUUGUUGAGAUUGAUAGAAAGGAAAUUAUGUCAGGGGGAGUCUCAGAGCCUUCGACUACCAGUGGGAAACCCAAAAUCUCUGCAAAGCCAGCGGUGUCCAACAAGAUGACCAGCAGUAUUACCUUCUACCCCAAUGACCCCAGCUCCUCUCGAACAAGCAGUCGGAGCAGCAGCUUAUCAAGCGAGCCCCCCUCCAAAGAAAGGCACACGUCCACCAGUAAUAUCGUCAUUAGCCCCAGCAGUGAGCACAGGGGAAGCUUUUCUGUACCUUACGAGAUUUCCAUUCCUAAGAGCGAGAUCACUCUGCGUCCAAGUGAUAGUGAUGCAAACUUCUCUGAACCUCCCAGUUUUAUGGAAACUGCUCCUGUGGAGGCAACUCUCUUGGCUCAAAGCAGCUUCAGCCUCCAGUCUUCCAAUACUUCGAACUUCAACAACGAUGAGUCUGGGUUUGAGAGCAGCACAAACUUGAGAGGCCAGAGUCAAAACCACCUCUCAUAUGAUGACGGUUUUCCAGACAUGAGAAAUGUCACUGUCAGGAGCACUUGGAGGAGUCGUGGGGCAGCUUCUGUGGAUGAAUCUGGUCUAGCACUAAGGCAAGAUGGCUCAGAGGAUGAUGGCGAGUCUACUACCAUGUGGAGAGCAUAUCGGGCAACCACAGUGUUGGACACUCCAUCAAACUCCAACAUUCAUUCUAACUGUGGAGUUAAACCAAGCCCAGCAGAGGUAUAUAUGCGUAGGAUCAGCAAUGUUGUGGCGUCUGUCCCUGAGCCGGGACGAAGGAACAAAAAGACUUCUUCUCCAGAGAGGGCUAUUGCACAUGAGCCUGUCAAUGCUCAGCAACUUCAACCAAGAGGCCGUAAACCCAUGUCUGUAGAUGAUAGAGAAGCUGAUCAGUCUUCAUGCAGGAGGCAGCCCUCAGGUGAUGUGGACUCGUACGAUAGGCCUGGAAGUCGUGAAGCGUGGACCAGCAGGGGCCGCCCAGCUGAUGGAAGCCGACCGUGGUCGAACCGCCAUCUAGACAACUGACACAGAUUACCAAUUCACAGAGUUCUUCCAUCUCAGAAUGAGCUCCUGAGCAGAAGGAAGGAAGCUCAGCUCAUCUCUUCCGACAGCCAUCAGUUACAUCACUUCUAAAAGACUCGCCAGUUCUGAUGUUUUCCAGCAGACCGAAAUGACCCCGGGAACCUCAGAUUACCCAUUUACACCAGCCACACCUGUAUGAAUCCACCAUUCUCCUGCUGUUAUGUUUCUACAGCAUCCAAUCCUCUUCUGCUUUCCAUGGUGUAUUAAAGUCGUCAUAUGUGACAAGGGAGAGGCGCAUAGACAUGUGACAACAGGAGAAUCGGGGGUUUUGGGGCACUCUUGACAUUUGAUAUAAUUUGGAAAACCCACACACCUCUAGUGCAACAGGUUGAUCGAAACUUGAUUUUUUUGUGUGUUAUUAUCACAAGGAGCAAGUUACAACUCAUUGGUUUUCAUCUAGUUUGACAAUCUCACACGUUUUGUUGAUUUUCUUUCCUUCGCCGCAUGGUGUUUGUUAAAUCAGGAUUUGAUUCGGAUUAUUGCACAAAACUUAUUGAUUAUCCAGUCAAUCGCAUCACAUUUACACCGGUGUACACAUGAUUUUGCAAUACGGCGCAUUGCCAAGCACAUUGUUUCAUGCUGAGAACUAGAGUCAAACCACAUGCUACAGUAGGAGUACAUGCCAAGACUGCAAGUCUUCAGUAGAUUUUCAUACAUGAUACUCAAUCUCUCCAUCCUUCGAACAUCUGGUGUUUUUCCACACAUAGCCAAAUUUAUUUUAUCCAGUUUGUAAUUUGCUCCUUGUAUCCGAUCAUCAAGUCAGGUCUCUCGUUUCUUCUGUUAUUGUUAUUCUUUUAUUUUCUCUUUAACUGAACUUGAUGGUCCCCACCAUACGGCCACCAUAUCCCUGACAAACAUUUAAAGCGAAAGCUGGAAAAUGCAUCUGCACGUUCAUGUCUCGGUAGCUCAGACGGGAGACUGGUUUUGUAUUUCAAACCACUGGAGAGGAAUAAUCCAGGACUCAUCUUGUAGGUCCGUGGCGUGACCUUGCGCAGAACAUCUGGAACGUCAAACCGGGAUUAACCCAAAUGCUGGACAUUUACGGAGGAUUUUCAGAGCAGCCACUCUGUGACUCAACUUGCAAACUUUGCACAGAAAGACAUUGAUCCAAACUCUCGUGUGCUGAGCACUCGGUUAUAGGAAACCAGUGUUUGGGAUUUUGAUAGUCCGUGUCAGUCAGCUGUAUAAUGUGGUGUGAGAAUCGACCCCUUGACGGGUGGUGUUUUCGUAUGUUAUUUCAGAUGUAUAGCUUGUUGAGCCUUGAGGGUGGGUAGCAUGACACCACAGAAGAUCCAGAAUGCCUGUGCCUGGAUAAACGGCCUUGUGGAAAAAAAUACAUCGGAAUGCUCAUCGCGCAGUUAGUACCUUUUAAAGUUUUUGAGUAGAUAUGCUGCGAUUCACAUGUUUUGCAUUGUAUCUACGAGGUAAACGUUUUUACAGCCUGGUUGAGUUUGUGAAGCUGUUGAGAUGUGGCCAAUGAACUCAUUCAGGCUCAGGUUCCAUUCGUCCUCUAACAGUCAACAUCUUAGUCAACAUAUUUCUCUCUACUUCAUGCUUGAAGCCGGUGGUGAUAACAAAGGGUCCAUAAUCCCUCAGUCCGCUCAAUGAUCUCCAUUUUCACUGGAAUGUGGGAUAUUUUAUGUUUUGUGUUAAUCUGAUGCUGUUUGUGUAAUGUUCUAAGGGUUGAUGUUCAUGUGGAUAGGGUCAGUCUUUUAUGCUUACUGUCUUUGCAGCAUCUCACUCGAUUACAGCUUUAAAAUAAUCCACAAAUCACCGUCAUGGUCAGUUCUGGUUCCUGUGCUCUUUGUGUUGUCGUCUGGGUUUUAUCCAUCUUGUUUUGUCUGGUCGGAUUCUUUAAAACAAAAAUGGAUAUUUUUUUGUUUACCUUUUAUUUUAUUUAAGUCAUUCUAAUGAAUUUGUAAUUGCACUUAAAUCAUUAAAACAGUCUUAUUAGUAAAACGAAAACUAGGUCCUUGUGAAAAUGGGUCAUUUCUGGUUAAAAAACAACACAGUACAUACGAGAAAGUUCUUGGAAGCUUCUGUCAGCUUGGCUUUGAAUAGCAAGAAAGUCUUCUCAUAUCAGUUAAAUCAUAUUUUCCAUUCAACUUCAAACAUACUCCAAUGGCUUAACCAAGUUGGCCAUGUAGCACUUGAUUUUUUUUAUACUGUUGUUCAAUUUGACCUGGGGCGGCAGUUUGGCUUUGUACUUCACAGAUUUGGCCUUUGUUCUACACAAAGUAUAGCUCUCCAAAUGCAUAUCCCAGACUUCACUUCUGCUUCCUGUUAGGGGGUCUUGGGCUGAAGCGGUCAUGCCGUAUCUCCCGUGCCCCUGCCUUCCCAGAAUACCCUAGGGCUCUGGGCUCCUGAAAUCCAAACUGCCGGCCUUUAAAGCCAUUUUAUUGGCUGGCUAAAGUAGCAGCAGGACUGAUAUAGGGCCCACAGGUUUGUUCUAGGUCAGAGGUUACCUUUGCAUUCGAUGGAGUUCCCCUCAUCCCAGUCUGGGGCCUUAAAACUAGCGAACUAUGAAAGUGGGACUUGCAAUAAAGCAUGAUCUUUUGAAAUGAGGAAAAAGGAAGGGAAGUAGGUCACUGGCCAAUGUGUGGGCUGCAGCCUGUUGGCAUGGUGUCCAUGUGUGGUACCAAGAAGAGCCAAGAAGGUCGGCCAGAGGAAAGGUCUUCCAAAUUCCGUAAUAAAUGUUUGGUGUUAUGAAUAGGAAAUCCUCCUCUAAUAAAUUUCAAAAGGGCUGCACUCAAAGCUGGCCAACAUACUCACAUUAGUGUAAAACUGCAACAUAACUCAGGUGAUCUGUGUGAAGAUAUAGUGCAAGUUGGAAAAGUUUUGCAAAUUCCAGUAUCUUCCCAUCCCGACCCCCUGGCCAGGCCAAGGUGUCUCAGCUGCUCCAUGGGUUCAGCACCAGACCACAGCUGUCAGAAACCGUAGGCUUUAUGAGCUUACAAGACAACUCUAGAGAAAGGUUUUUGAUGUCUUUUGAAAGCAAUGAACUGAAACCGCAAUUCUCCUGGAAUCCUUCCUCCUUUCCUGACUCCAUUUACUAAUAUGUGUCAAUGUGUCGUGCACCCUCAGAAGUCAUCAAACACGUGAUUUUCAUACCUCCACUGCUGUCCAAAGCUGUGGAGAUGAUCACUGUGAGGUUGGGUUACACAUCUCAUAAAGGGAUUCCAAGAACAGAGUUCACGGCCAGAUCAGAGGUUACAAAACACAGUGCAGCCCCGACUCCAGCAAAUUUUGUAUAUUCAUCCCAAAAAGUAAACUAUUUUCAUUUGGAACAACAUGAGGGAAAAUUGUGACCGAAUUUGUAUUUUUAGGUGAACUAUCACUUUAAGACAGAUUCACCUAAAUCAUGAAAAAGCAUCUUUUUACCCAAAAGUGUUUUUGUAGUUCAUGCAUGCAUUCAUAUAGUGUCCCAAAUUUGUUGAUGAUUCAAAAUAGUUUUAAGCCUUAUUAAAUAAGUAGUAACUUUACAAAUGUCAGUUCUAAGCAAUAAAGUAAUAUUGAAUGUACAUAGGAGAAAUCUGGAAGAUUUUGCUGUGUAAUGGCCACGGCGUGAGCUGCCAUUGGUCCCAAAGGGUCUCGGCUAUAUAUCACACUCCAGAAUCUGCACUUAACCAGCACUUAAAUUAUUCUUUUGCUUUUAAACCUCUAUAAAUUUUGUCUUGUCUUUUUUCUCUUUUCGCUUUCCCCUCUAAUUAACUGAAUGUACAGCCAUCUAAGAUGUGUAUAUAUGUACGUGUGUUUUUGCACUGGUUAAAGCUGAAUUACAGAGAAAGUUAACUUGCGGUUAUUUUCGAGCCGACUGUGCGUGGGGAGAUGGACUGUCCAGUUCAUUUGUAUAGACUGCAAAGUAUUUUGUCAUUUAAUUUGAAUCAAUCUCUUUUUCCUCUUUUUAAAGGCCUCUGUAAUGUGUUUAAGUCGACACGUGCCAAAAAUCAUUCCAAUGUAUUUUUCUAGCGUACAAUAAAACGAACCGCUUUACAAAAGCAUGAAUAAAGGGUAAAUAUUUCUCUGUAAACUUCACUUUUUUCUGACAAAGUUUUUUUUUCUUCAAAAAACGAGAUUUCAGAAACUGUAAUCGGAUGUUUUAAUUUAAAAAAAGAAUUUGUAAUUUUGUAAAGUGGGCCUUUUUCUUUAACGUUUAUUCUUUGCUUGUUUUUUUUUUAGAUGUGUACCUUAUUGGGCUCCUGGAGAGUGAUUUUUUAUAUAUUUCCAUUUUGUAAUGGAAAAUAAGAUGGAUAUGUUGAGCCAGGGCUUCUGUAUAAUGCUGAUCCACUGGGAUAGUUGCUCCUUAAUAGCGCCUCAUCUUUUAUUAUCCGCUCAGACUGUGGCUUACCGUUGUUCCUUACAUUCAUUCAGGGUUCAUUCAUCUCCUGUGCCGUAUUAAAAGUGUUGCCAAAGAAAGAUUUUCAGGCCUUAAACACACAAAUACGAACACCUGAACACAUUGGGCUGUAACCCACAAAGAAUAAAAGUUCACUGAUACUUGCUUCCACCUUCCCUUAUACAUAAACUCUUCACACAUAAAAUACAGGCCUGUAUAUAGUAAAAGAAGGAAGAGGUGGGGGUGUGUUUCUUUAGUAAAGCAGUGUUUGUGAUCCAAUCAGAUGCUGGUGUAGUGGCAGAUGCUCAUUGUAUUCUGCCUGUCAGUGUCAGCAAUAACACGCAAAUUUGUGUUUCACACCUUUGUACUGUAAUAUAUGUGCAUGUUUCAUCUUAACAUGUUUUCAGCAUUUUGCAUGAAGCUAGAAAUCUCUAGGCUGAACUGCAGACUGUAUGUAUUCAAGCUAAUAUAAUAAAGCAACUUGUUUG
Messenger RNA from Triplophysa rosa, 8689 nucleotides. It is a transcript of the gene luzp1, whose product is annotated as leucine zipper protein 1. The transcript is spliced from 5 exons. The record is from RefSeq and is a predicted model, not a curated record. Lineage: Eukaryota; Metazoa; Chordata; Actinopteri; Cypriniformes; Nemacheilidae. Bases 719 to 3808 code for a protein of 1029 amino acids.